CUCCGGGAAUCGGACUGACUUUCUGGCUCCCGCAGCAGCGACAGACCCCGCUCUGCUCCUCCAGGACUGAUCAACGCCCAGAGUCUGGGAUAAAUCUCAAAUUGAAGUUCUCUUUCCAUUUCCUGUUGGGUUUUCUUUCCGCCGUCCUAGCGGAAGCAGCAGCGGCAGCACUGAUUCCUCGGCUGGCGUCGGACGAAGCGGGGAUUCAACUUAGACGAACCCGCAGACAUUUUGUUAUUUCUGAGAAUUAGACGCGUUUCUUUCUCCUCGUCGCCGCGGAGCGAAGUGGGAGCGUGUGAAGGGCCGCGACACAAGACCCGGGGGGAGAAGAAGCCGUUCCCGAGCCAACUGCAGCCCGGACGUGUCCGCCUGUGGAACGUUAUUCAUUUACCCGCGUUUAGCUCGCGUCGCUGCCGCUGGUGCGUCGAGCCGGAAAAACUGCGAUGAAUCAUUUUGACGGACAGCGUCUGAAGAACUAGCUGAAGCAGAGAGGAGCCCGGCUGCUGGUGCUUCGCUGCGCGCUUACAGAGUCAACACAGUCAACACAGGGGGGACAGGCACCGCUCGACGCUCCUCCAUCACCGGCACGAGACCCAGAGCCCUUCUCCACCAGCACUCGCCCUCCACGUAGAGUUUAUCUCUAUCGAUUCCGGUGUGUUUGUCCGGGGGGAGCUGGGUCGCUAGCUACCUUGUAAGCUAGUCUACCGGCUAACGCUGGACAGCUCCUGGUGAAGGCUGGGCUAGCUGUGGACAAAGGAGCACCGCGAGGUGAAAAAUUACAAACACAGGGCACACAGUUGAUCGUGUUUAGGAAGGAGAGCAACAAACAAGGGACUGACAUGAUGUUUCCACAAUCCAGACACUCAGCUUCAUCGCAGCAGCUGAAAUUCACAACCUCCGACUCCUGUGACAGGAUCAAGGAUGAGUUCCAGUUCCUCCAAGCACAAUACCACAGUUUGAAGCUUGAGUGUGACAAGUUGGCCAGUGAGAAGUCAGAGAUGCAGCGCCAUUAUAUCAUGUACUACGAGAUGUCCUAUGGGCUCAAUAUUGAGAUGCACAAACAGGCUGAGAUAGUGAAGAGAUUGAAUGGGAUCUGUGCACAAGUCCUCCCCUACCUGUCUCAGGAGCACCAGCAGCAGGUUCUGGCAGCCAUAGAGAGGGCCAAGCAGGUCACCCCUCCAGAGAUGAACUCCAUCAUAAGGCAGCAGCUCCAGGCUCACCAGCUGUCACAGCUCCAGGGCCUGGCCCUACCCAUGACCCCCCUGCCUCUGGGCCUGAGCCAGCCAUCCCUCCCCGCUGUCACCACCUCCUCCGGUCUCUUCUCCCUCUCCUCCCUGCUGGCCUCCCAAGCCCAGCUGGCCAAGGAGGAGAAAGCGUCACGCGAAGGAGUCGACAGCCAUCGCGAGGAGGACGGAGACAAGUCUGAUUAGAUGGUUUCCAGUUCAGCUCUGUUUCUAUCCAGAGACCUGAAUCCAGAGAUCUGAGCCCCCUUGGCCUACAGUCGCUCUCCUGGUCUCCCUCUAUCUGACCUUAGCUAUCAUUGGCUUUAAUCCCUUCACCAUUUACCUGGAUGUUUUUUAUCCUCCCUUCUCUCUAUCACAUCAGUGUCUCUUUGUUGUAUGCUGUGUCUUUUCUUUAAUCUCUCUCUUUUUUUGUAUGUAAUACAACUUUGUUACUACCAUGUUUUUUCUUUUUUAUCAGGACUUUCUAUAUCGGUUGCUUCCUGCCGUCCUGUUGCUCUGUCAUGUUUAGUUUCAGUUUUUUUUUUCACCAUCCUUCUCUUCCUGUCCUCCCCCCCACCUCUUGCCUCUGCUCUGAGGGGGCUUGGACAGCACUGUCACACAGGACUGAUCUAUGGGAAUGAACACGCAGUCCUGUAGGUGUUAAAACAAGCUAAAUGUUAAACAGAGGGAUUCUUUGGCGGGUUGUAAAAACUGUCGCGCACAUCCCAUCAUUCCUACAAAACUCACUUUCCUAAGAUAUGGUCUCACAAAGCUUAAUAGUGUUGAUUUUUUUUUUUUGUGGCAGCUCACAUUGCAUGCAUUUAUUCAAACAUAAAAUCGGCCUGAGUUAACAUUUGAUGGAUCAGAGAAUUGUUUGAAAAUUGCCUAAUGCCCAAACUAAAGGGAGCGAUAGACCUGUUGUUUUGUUUCCUACAGCUACCGUCACAUUCUGACCUAAAUUGUUUUAAUAAGACCCCUCCAGAAAAAUAGAGAUUGUGUAUAAUCCUGAAUUUAUAUGGAGAAAGGAAAAGCACCUUGUAAGAGCUAACCUCGUGCUGAGACCUGUCAGUCCAGAUAACAAACCCACCGUAGUAAGUAAUCCCCCCCCUAUUUACGAUCCUCCUCGCCUGACCCUGUGAGGUACGUCAGAUAAAUCCGCCCAGCACCUUAAAUACAAGGCAACUUUUUUUUAAUCAGACAUUACAGAGAGCAGAGGUGGCAACAAAAAUAACCGAGAUGCCACUCAUGCAACCGCCCCCCCACCACCCCUUUCAUCUUUAACGUGCACUAAUAUUCGAGCAGACACUUGCAGGGAGAGAGCGUGCAUGUUGUGUGUUUGACAGCAGAGGGCAGCGUGUGUCUUUGAAGAAGCGUCCUUCACGGGCUCAGGCUUGAGCUAAAAACAAGGACAGGACAGAGAGCAGGCAGUGUCACGAGGGCGGCGGCUUAUUGACCCUCGCUGAGUGUACAAACUUAGUAAACAGAGACGAGACUGGAGACGUCGAAACUCUGCAUGCAGUCCGUCCCAGUCUCUGUCAUGAACCAGAUCUUGAGGAGUAGCCUUUGGUCUAUUUUAAGAAACAUCUGUGUCCUCCCAUUAAGAUGGAAACAUUGUCCCGCUGUACAUUGAGAUUCACUCAGUGCGUUUGGAUUCACUUGAACACACAGGUCUGCCACGUAUUUGACUAGCACAACAUUGCACAGGUGAUCUAACAUUUUAAUACGCCACUGAAAUCUCCAAGAUCUAACAAUUCAUAUCAGACAGAUGCAGCCCGGAAAGCUGCUUCGGCUCCGUCAGUCUCACCACCCUGCUCACCCACCCUGCUGUUUUCAUUUAUAAUGUUACUCCGUCUGAUUAGACCUCUCGUCAGGGGGAAGUUGAACGUGUCUACAUGGACCCGCUGCACCAGUGUAAACAUUAUAGUGCCCUCAGUGGCCCAGUGGUCCGAACACAGGCCGUACAGUAGGUUUACAAGGCGUGUGAACUUUGAAGCAUCUUCUUCCCUCACUUCCUGUCGUGUCUUCAAUGUCUUACUUAGAACAAAAAUGACCUAAAUGUGCUAAAUAAAUAUCCCACAACUUCAGAAUUCAGUGCUCACUAUAGAGAAGUUGCUCUUAAACAUUCGUCCAAAAGUAAACGAAACAAAAAAGUUCCAAAGUAGUUUUUAGUGAAAUGAGGGUAAUUGUCGCCAUGUAAAUAAAACGUUUUCAAUUGGGUUGAAUCCAUUUUCCACUGGUCAUCAUCACACACGGUGUAGUAACUCCACCUCCCCAGUUUGAGAACCACUCUAGAAAAACAACCUGAUCUAUGUGAAGGAGGGAGUGAUUUCAGACAGUGUCUAUGUACUUUUGAAAUGAUUGCAAGUUGAAUUUACACAUGAUAGUGGAACGGAUUGUUGAUUCCCAUGUUUAUAAGUCAAGCUGUCAGUAAACAACAGAGGAACUGAAGAGUUGCGUGUUCUCUGUGAAGGUUACAAACACUGUGAAUUGACGACAUACCACUCUUUCCAUUACAUUUCAGCUUAAUUAAAAAGGGCUUUGGUUGACACGAGGCAUUUGGCUUUCAGGCAUGAGUCUGAUGUAUUAAAGGUAAACGUCACACACGUCACACACAUCAGUUUUCAGGGAAAAGACUCUUUCCCACUGUCUAAAACUUUAACUCUGACAACAUGACGGCAGCAAAACAUGUGCAACAAAACUACUGGUGGUGUGACGGAGCGUAAUCUCCACAUCAUGUGAAACGGGGCAUUCAUUCAUACUUUAGUCGUAUGCACGAAGCAGUCAACAGGUGAUACUCUGCCGAAAGACCAACCUUUCCAUCGCCAUGUCCAGUCAGUGCACGACGGCCAUGUUGGACAACGAUACGUGUUCCACAUGUGAGUGCACUGACUUGAGAGACAGAGUCACGUGAGGAGGUCUAAUCAGGCAACAUGAGUGGAAACACGUGUGUGCUUGGGCACCUGUGUAAAAGCUAUCCAGGAGCCAAGAUGGCGCAGUCACAUGUUUGAAAAGUUUGAAACAGGAUGAAAUUCACCAACACAUUUCCAGCAGAGGAAUCCUUAGUGGUAUCGAUCUUGUGACACUCUCGGUCCACAGAGGUGGUCGGACUUAGUGACGACUUGUGUUUGUAUGAUUGUUGAUUUGACAUGUUUUACACAUACACACACAUACACUUUCUCAGCCUCCCCUCUGUUCUAAUGGCUUAAGGGUGAGUGAAUGGAUAUGAAGAGUUUCAUUCUCAAACUCUUUACACAUGUUUAAACAAUCUCUGGAAACAAUGAUGAAGCACAUUUUAUUGUUGACGUCACCUUUAAAACUGCUGAUUCGUGUGCGAGUUUGACACAGUGGAAAUUCAGGAAGCAAAAAAACCAACAUCUCCAUAUAAAGGAAUCUCAGAAUGAAACCCUUUGUGUGUGUGAAAGUGUCUGUGGGACGAUCCUGCAGCUUUGUGUGCGCUCGUGAUCGAGGUGUGUGUGUCUAAACCGUUGUACAGGUUCGGCCGUCAGUGAUAAACCACAGGAAUGAAAUGCAUCGCUGUUCUUACAAACGCUUACAUGCUCGUGAAUUUAAGCUUGCGGCACAUCGUCGUCCCAUCUAGCCACAUGCUGUAUGUAUCCAGCUACAUACUGUACUUGUCGUAGUGAUAUGCAGCGCAUGUAGACAAAGUGACACACACCCACACAUAAGUGCAUGUCUGCGGGGGAACUGAGUGAUUUCUUUCUAGUGGAGACAUUUUUUUUUAAAAAGAAUGUUUGUUCCAGGUUUUUCUGUGAUCAAUGCACUUGGUGUCUUCUUUCUGUUUUUUUUUUUGUUUUGUUUUUUAAAUCAGUUUUCUUUUCCUUUAUAUAUUCGAUAUGAACUAGAACCAGAGUUACAAAGCUGACGUUAUAAACAUAGAAAUGAGAAUCUAUGUAUUUGUUAAGUAGUGGGAGGCGCUGGCCUCUGUAUACAGUUAUACAUAGAAAGCUUUAUGUGUAUAUGGCUGCAUCCUCUCUUGUCUGUCCUUGAUGAUUCUUGUGCUAUUGUGUUACAAACCUGAUGUGACACCAGGGGGGAAACAACUGCAGUACGUUGACCUUUUUUUGCCCUUUGACCUCUUUCCCCCUCUCUGAUCCCCCCACCCCACCCAUCCCACCUCAUCCCCCUUUACUCCCGCGCCACAUUACCCCCCCCCCCCCAACCCAAACUUUUUGCCCCAUAGCGUGAAGCAUUGUAAGCGUUUUGAGCUUUGUAAAGGUCUUUUUUAAAUACUUAUUUUGUGUAUAAUGUAAAACCUGAAAGUGUGUACUUUGGCGGAAAAAAAAAAUGUUUUUGUGUCUGGAACCAUAGCUUCAUUUAAACAAAUAAACAACAACUACAACAAAAAUAAACUAUAAAAAAAAAGUACAACAAACAUUUACUAUAAAUAAUAUGAAAUGUUCUGCAGUAAAGAAGGACUUCUUGUGCCUUACAAAUAAAGUCAAUCAAAUCAUAAGAACCUGUUCUGCUUCUUCUUUUACUCUGUUUGAAAUCUUUGUUGAGUGAACUCUGGUUACAUUUUGUACUGUAAAUGAAUGAUCAGAUUAUA
This is a messenger RNA of Platichthys flesus (European flounder), 5790 nucleotides long. RefSeq names its product TLE family member 5, transcriptional modulator (gene tle5). Gene Ontology annotation, cellular component: transcription regulator complex; nucleus. The record is from RefSeq and is a predicted model, not a curated record. Bases 840 to 1430 code for a protein of 196 amino acids. Lineage: Eukaryota; Metazoa; Chordata; Actinopteri; Pleuronectiformes; Pleuronectidae. Gene Ontology annotation, molecular function: transcription corepressor activity; protein binding. Gene Ontology annotation, biological process: regulation of DNA-templated transcription; negative regulation of canonical Wnt signaling pathway. The transcript has 7 exons.